Messenger RNA from Petromyzon marinus (sea lamprey), 1328 nucleotides. Its product is annotated as 40-kDa huntingtin-associated protein-like. Gene Ontology annotation, biological process: vesicle cytoskeletal trafficking. Gene Ontology annotation, cellular component: early endosome. NCBI's taxonomy places the organism in Eukaryota, Metazoa, Chordata, Hyperoartia, Petromyzontiformes, Petromyzontidae. The record is from RefSeq and is a predicted model, not a curated record. Gene Ontology annotation, molecular function: protein binding.
CCGCAGCUCGCGGAAGCGAUCUGCGCAUGCGCAACGCCCCCCCCCCCGCCCAGUUGCCGAUUGAGCGGCGUGGCGAUCUGUGGCUUUGUCAACAUGAUGGAAGGCGACGCGGAGUUUUGGGGCAGGUACAGGGCGAUCUCGAGCAAGCUGAGAAAGCGAUUUCUAAGGAAGCCAAAUGUCGCGGAAGCAAGCGAGCAGUUUGGACAUCUUUCCCGGGAGCUCAAGCAGCAAGAGUGUUUGCAGUACGCUGGAUUCUGCAGCCUCGCCCAAGCCAGAUGCGAGCAGACGGUGAUGAACGGUCUCGGGGAGGCUGAGGCGCUGACCGAGGCGGCGAGGUUGUUCCUCAAGGCGGAGGUGGAGAACUGGGAGCUGCGCUGCCCGGGCCUGGAGGAGAACCUUCAGGCAGCCAUAAACGCGUACAACUAUGCCGUCAAGGUGUACAUAGAGAUAAAUCGGCCAGCUCUGGCUGCAAGCCUCUGCCUUGAGAUUGGAUAUUCUCUUAAGGGCUUGGAGCGACCAGGGGAAGCGGAGGUGUUUUUCCAGCGGGCGGCUGAGCUGCAGUACCAAAUGCCCAUAGAAAGCCUGCACUCGUUAGGGCUUGCCGCCUCCUGCAAACUACUAACGCGCGACUACAUGGGCGCGUUGAAUGUUUUCACCGAGAUGCAGCUGACGGCAGAGCAGAGAGCGCCCCGCUUUCCCGGCACCAAUGCGCCGAUCGGCGCCUUCAGUGACAUCAUCGCACGCAGCGAAGUGGCACGGGUGCUUCUGCUCAUGCUACUGCAGCCUCCGCCCCAGCGGCUCGCGAUAGAGCACGCCAAGACGCUGGAGAGGUACGCGUGGGAGUCCUUCGAGAGCCCCGGGCAGAGCAAGGACAGCGGCGUAAUUGGCGAGGCUGGGUCAUCGUGUGCUGUCUGUCACAGCCUAUGUAGGUAAACGUCGGGAUUUCGCAAAAAGUACAACAUAUAUUAGUAAUGAUUCCUACACAUCUCCGUCUCUCAACACGUAAAAAAUGUAAGUGUUUGUUUCACAACCCAUCAGCCACAUGGCCUUCUGGCAGUGCAUAAUUUAAAGUAGCAUUGGUUCAGCACAAGCAAAACACUGGUUUCGACACACACCGUCUCAUCAGCAGACUCGGACUUGCUUGAGUCACUGCUGGCGAACUGCCGACCUUGCACGCAAGGACUCCCCCCCCUCCCCUUACAAAAUGGGGUCCCAGCCUCCAAAUGGUAUAAAAAAUACAACCGAAAAAUAACGACGCUCACGAUUACUCCGAUGAAGGAAAAACGGAGCGCUCUGCAUCUGUGCUGCCUCCAAGAAAGUGGAUGCCC